This is a messenger RNA of Maniola jurtina (meadow brown), 776 nucleotides long. It is a transcript of the gene mRpL13, whose product is annotated as 39S ribosomal protein L13, mitochondrial. Gene Ontology annotation, cellular component: ribosome; mitochondrial large ribosomal subunit. Bases 156 to 692 code for a protein of 178 amino acids. Gene Ontology annotation, biological process: negative regulation of translation; translation. The record is from RefSeq and is a predicted model, not a curated record. Gene Ontology annotation, molecular function: mRNA binding; structural constituent of ribosome. The transcript has 3 exons. Lineage: Eukaryota; Metazoa; Arthropoda; Insecta; Lepidoptera; Nymphalidae.
GUAUGUUAUUAGUCUGUGGUUUGGAUCAGCACAGGGUGCAGGAUAACCUCUCACUUUGUUUCUCAUUUUUCCAUAUUAUUAAUUUAAUUUUUAUAUCAUAGGUAGAUAUUACAAUGAACAGAACUGAUUGAAAUCAAAAAUCUAUAUAGAUAGCUAUGUCUGCAGCAAAGCGAGUCCAGCAAUGGGCCACUUUUGCACGCACCUGGCACAUAUUCGACUGUAAAUGGCAGGACCCAUAUCAAUCUGCAACUGUUAUAAAAAAGUAUUUAAUGGGUAUGCAUAAGCCCAUCUACCACCCAAUGAACGAUUGUGGCGAUGUGGUGGUAUGCAUAAAUAGUAGAGAUAUAGCCCUACGUGGUGACGAAUGGCGCCAAAACGCGUACUUCCAUCAUACUGGCUAUCCUGGAGGUGCUACGUGGACUUUAGCUUGGGAAGUUCACAAUAAAGAUCCCACUAUGAUAAUUCAGAAAGCAGUGUACAGAGCAAUGAAAGGCAAUCUACAGAGACGUCACACUAUGCAGAGACUACUCAUUUAUCCGGGUGAAGAAGUCCCUGAAGACAUAAUGCAGAAUGUUUCAAGCCAAAUACGUCAACUGCGUCAAGUUCCUACUAGGCUUGAUCAUAUUCCAGAAGAGGAAGUCAAAAAGUACCCCAAAGUUAUGGAAUAUCCAGAAGAUUAUGUGCUUAAAUAAGCUUCUGUUAUUUUCUUUACAGUUAGAUUAUUUACUAUAGUUAAAUGAAUAAAUUUUUAUCAGGAAUAAAUUAGCUUUAAAUCU